Messenger RNA from Punica granatum (pomegranate), 1532 nucleotides. The record is from RefSeq and is a predicted model, not a curated record. Lineage: Eukaryota; Viridiplantae; Streptophyta; Magnoliopsida; Myrtales; Lythraceae.
UCUCAUUAGAGUGCGAGAGGGAGUGAGACAGAGCGACAAACGUCCCGCUGAUUCCCAAUCAUCAUUACACUCUGAAGAAGAAGAAGAGAAGAGGGGAGAUCUCUUUGAUAGCUUUCGUUCAGCGUUCGAUCCAAUUGAACUUUUUCUUCUUCAUCUGCUGGUGAGAUCUAAGCAGCUUCGAGCUAUCUUCAGUGAUGGGGCGGUUGCCGCUCUCGCUCUGGCUGAUCCUCAUCAUCCUCCCCCUACUCUUCCCGGAUGUCGCUCUCGGCAAGACCCUCAAGCGCGACGUUAAGGCGUUGAAUGAGAUCAAGGCGUCGCUUGGAUGGAGGGUGGUUUACUCGUGGGUCGGGGACGACCCGUGCGGAGAGGGUGAUCUGCCCCCUUGGUCUGGUGUUACUUGCUCCACGCAAGGAGAUUAUCGGGUCGUGACUGAAUUGGAGGUUUAUGCUGUCUCGAUAGUUGGGCCUUUUCCCACUGCUGUUACUAAUUUAUUAGAUCUGACAAGGCUGGAUCUCCAUAAUAACAAGUUGACUGGGCCAAUUCCUCCUCAGAUUGGACGAUUGAAGCGUCUUAAGAUACUUAACUUGAGAUGGAAUAAGCUACAAGAUGUCAUUCCUCCAGAGAUUGGUGAGCUGAAGAGUCUUACGCAUCUAUAUCUGAGCUUCAAUAACUUUAAAGGUGAAAUUCCUGCGGAACUUGCUAAUCUUCCAGAACUUCGCUAUCUUUAUCUACAAGAAAAUCGUUUGACUGGGAGGAUACCACCGGGACUGUGCUUCCUGCCAAAUCUUCAGCAUCUGGAUGUAGGCAACAACCACUUAGUUGGUACUCUGAGGGAGCUGACACGGAAUGAAGGCUGCUUUCCAGCUCUAAGGAACUUUUACCUGAACAAUAAUUACUUGACUGGAGGAAUCCCCUCGCAACUUGCCAAUAUGACCAACUUGGAAAUUCUGUACCUAUCACACAACAAAAUGUCUGGAGCAAUACCUGCUGAGCUCGCUCGUAUUCCCAAAUUGACAUUUCUGUACUUGGAUCACAAUCAGUUUUCUGGAAGGAUUCCUGAUGCUUUCUACAAGCACCCUUUCUUGAAAGAAAUGUACAUCGAGGGGAAUUCAUUCAGACCAGGCGUGAAACCGAUAGGUUUCCACCGGGUCCUUGAACUUUCUGAUUCGGAAUUUAUAUUUUAGCCAGAGUCUGGGACACUAUAUGUGGUUUGUGACCUGUAGGGUAAUUGAGGUAAUCCGAGCUUUCUGGUCGCGUAUGUUUGCAGCAGCAAUGGAAUGCCCGUUGGGGGAACCAGUAUAAUACUCCGAAGGAGUCCGUCAAUCGAUUCUUGCUUAAUUUUGUCAGCAAAGCCUCUUAUGAAGUAGCUGGUUCUGAGGUCCAUGUAACUUAUGUUAAAAGACCGAUAUGUACACAGUUUAUACCCAAGCUGCUGAGUAAAACAGAAGAGUGUCAAAACACAUAAAAUAUAUUUUGUUCAUUCUAUUUUGUCGAACCAACAGUUGCAAUUAUUCAUAGUGCCACGUUAAUUA